Messenger RNA from Stylophora pistillata, 2180 nucleotides. RefSeq lists its product as uncharacterized. The record is from RefSeq and is a predicted model, not a curated record. Lineage: Eukaryota; Metazoa; Cnidaria; Anthozoa; Scleractinia; Pocilloporidae. Gene Ontology annotation, molecular function: protein binding.
AUGGAGGGUUUUCCUUUGGAAUUACUUACGCACAUCUUUGGUUUUCUGCACCCCGUUUACGAUAGGCUGCCGAGGUUGUCUGCUGUUUGUCAUGAAUGGAAAGCUAUCAUCCAGACGACGCCUUCUCUGUGGGAGCAUAUUCACCUGAAAUCUCGUCAUCUAUCCGAAAGAGAGAAAAACAUCGUUUUCAAAUGCCUUAGAGUAUAUGAGGUGUAUAUCAAGUGCCUUAGAGUGGCUUCUUUAGACGUUGUUUUUGGGUACGACUUUUGGUUCUUCAUACGACAUGUGACAUUGAAAAUGACAAACCUGACUUGUCUUGACAUUCCAACCUUUCCAUGGAACCUAGGACAAUUUACAACUUUCCGAAGCGCCGAAAGCUUAAAAGAACUCAAUCUUUAUGGCUUCUGGGAUUUGUCAGAUAUAAAAUGGACGCAAAACUACACCCAGCCGGUGUCACUGAUCAACCAAGGUCAUCUUAAACUAGUCAGAGCACGAUGUAGAAAAUUGGAAGUUUUGAAGCUGUCUGUCAACAUGCUCCGGUUGACAGAUAUCGCUCUGAUGGAUUUUUUAAACAAUCUCAGCAAUCUCAAAGACUUGCAAAUCUCCGCAUAUAACAGCAAUGAAGCAAAUAUUCCUAUGAAUCGAUACACUAUAAAACUAGUCAAGUGUUUGUUAUCUUCAAAUUAUAUUUCGAUAAUCACUAAACUGGACCUUCGCUUUAUUUCCAUCGGUCACAAAGAGCUAAGACUCUUACUUAAACUUCUCCGAUCACUGAGAGAUUUGAAACUUUGUUUUCUUGAUACUCACCGCUGUGUUACAGGUUAUCAAUAUCUUGAAUCAAAAACCUUGCAAUAUUGCGAGUUGGAUGGUCUACCGGCCACGAAUAUAGUGCGUUUAAAGUGUUCCAUGCCGAAGUUGAGGCGUCUGAUAGUCAAUAGAUGUUCCAACUUGAAAUCCCUCCAGGUGGUGUCUUUCAUGCUAGAGCACUUGUCCCUCAACUUUCUUGCCAACCUACGGUCAUUGCACGUCACAUCUACGACGUUGAAGCGCUUUGAGGUUGCGAAUUGUGAAUCACUUACACCAAAGACGAUCGACAAACUUCUGCAGAUAAACAGAAGAAUUGAGCAUUGUACUAUCAGGGGCCGUCUGGUAGAUUUUCAUGUUUCUCAAGUGGAAAGCAGUAGAGCCUUGACUGAACUAUGUCUGUGGAUGACCGAUUUUAGCAAAGUGCAAUCCAUACAAGUACACUGUCCAACACUAAGGUCAUUUAUGUGUAACUAUCACGCCCCAGAUGGAGAGUUUUCUGGUUCUAUACACCAAGAGUGCUGCGUGGAUAUUCGAUGUAACGUUCUCCUUGAUGCGUACAUCUCCUUACCGCAAGUCAAAUCAAUCGAGAUAAAAUGCGCGUCUAUUGUGCAUCUUCUGCUUAAUGCAGGCAAGAAGAAACUCGACAUGCUUUGUUAUGUGAUGCGAGUGUCGGCAGACACUAGAAUACGUACUGUACGUGCCAAACAAUGUAACUUCACAAGAGCAGAAUUUACAGCAGAGAAAAUAGAUAACUUGGAUUUUGAUCAAUGUCGAAUUAACGGAGAAAUAAAACUUGCUGGAAACUAUGUUGACAUAAUCUGUAUUAGAAAUAUGGCGAGAUCGCAAGAGAACAUAAACAUUGUUAUGCAGUGCAAUAAAAUAAAGAAGGUAAUUCUAUCGGAAUGCGACAAGCUUUGUAGCAUCACUGUACUACCUGAAAAACAAUUGGUCUGCAGCAAGACAGGUCUCAAGAAAACACAGCAGAUCACGCAGGACCCUUCGUCUACUGCGUAUGAGGAACGUACUUUUGACUGUGACACAGAAAGACAUCAGGGUUGGUUGAACAGCACAUUUUCGAGAACAGCCGUCGAUGGGCCAAUCAAAUUGGUUAACACGGUUGCUACAUUUAAUUGUCCUUGUUUCCGUGGCUUGCUAUUGAAUCAGACAAAAGAAAACAAGAUAAGAGAAGAUUCAGGAUCAGAAUUUAACGAUUCAUCCUCUGAAAAACAUCCAAGCCGAUGAUCAUCAAGCCACUUAAAAUCAAAAUAAUGAUUUUAUUUUUGCACGGCUGUGAAAACGCAGCAACAAGAAUACGAUGCAAGAGUCCGUUAAGGAGUGCUCAGCGAGUGGAAUGCACUGACGUUGGAGGCGAA